AUGGCUUUUAAGUUCUUGGCUUUGCUCGCCCUGGUUGCCGCUGCUAGCGCCCUUGUUCUGCCAGUUGCCGUCAAACACAUCGCGUACCCAGAUGCUCCAGCCGAAUAUCAGUUCUCGUACUCCGUUCACGAUGACACUACCGGAGACAUCAAGAGCCAACAGGAGGAACGUCACGGAGACAACGUUGUUGGACAGUACACUCUAGUCGAUGCCGAUGGUUACCGUCGAGUUGUUGACUACACCGCUGAUGAGCACAAUGGAUUCAACGCUGUCGUCCGACGUGAACCACUGACCCAGAAGGUUGUCAAGACUAUUGUCCCCGUAGCCAAGUUCGUGGCCCCAGUUGCCCACCACUACGUUUCUCCAGUAGCCAAGGUCGCUUAUCCAAGCUACUAUCACUAA
Molecule: messenger RNA, 402 nt
Organism: Ochlerotatus camptorhynchus
Lineage: Eukaryota; Metazoa; Arthropoda; Insecta; Diptera; Culicidae
Product: cuticle protein-like
Exons: 2
Coding region: 1-402 (133 amino acids)
Cellular component (GO): extracellular matrix
Source: RefSeq, a predicted model, not a curated record